GAGAAUCCCGCUGAAGAAGAAGAAGAAGAAAAAAAGGGAGAAAUGUGUUGAAGUAACAGCGGAGAGAGGAUACUAACAGCUGUUAUCGCUCCACGGGAAGGUCAUUAACGGGAAACAGAAGCAGUGCGCAGACUGGACGGAUAUUUUGGACAUACUCGCCUGCAAGUGAAGACCCCGCAACAGUGAAACAUUGUCCCGGCUUUUUUUGAUUUAAUCCCACAGAGCAAGGCAUGGGGGGAUUUACGUCUCGACAAGGCAGCACGGGAUAAAACCUGACGAGGACGCUGAAUAAGGACCUCGCUGUGGAGAGGAAGUGUAUUUCUGACAGUUUCUCCUCGCCUGUAGGCCGGCAGGCUCCACUAUCCCAGCUGAUGACUGUCCCUUGGGUGUUUGGACUGCAGGGCUGAGCGGGAGGCCUGUGUUUGCUGAGGGGGGAGCCCCGGCGUGUAUGUUGGUCACUUGCAGUCGCACACACUCACAAGGACCAUGUGGUUUUCCCUGAGGAGAAGUCGUCUCCCCUCGCAGAACUGGCACGGUGCCCACAGUUGCACUGAUUUCGGCGUGUCCUUGUGGGUAUUAAGCUUUUGUUGGUGCUUUGCCGCCGUCAGAGGUCAGAACUACCACCCCACUGUGAACACCCAGUAUGGGAAACUCCGAGGGGUGAGAGUGCCCCUGCCUAGUGAGAUUUUAGGCCCGGUGGAUCAGUACCUCGGUGUUCCUUAUGCUGCCUCCCCGGUUGGAGAGAAACGCUUCAUGCCCCCGGAGCCUCCCUCCUCCUGGUCAGGGAUCAAGAAUGCCACUCACUUUGCUCCUGUGUGCCCGCAAAAUAUUCACAACGCUGUGCCAGAGAUCAUGAUGCCGAUAUGGUUCACCUUCAACCUGGAUAUAGUUACCACAUACAUACAGGACCAACACGAGGAUUGUCUUUAUCUAAACAUCUAUGUUCCCACUGAGGAUGACAUACGAGACACCGGGGCCAAGCCUGUGAUGGUCUACAUCCACGGAGGAUCCUACAUGGAGGGGACGGGCAACAUGAUCGAUGGUAGUGUGCUGGCCAGCUACGGGAAUGUCAUCGUUAUCACUCUCAACUACCGUGUCGGAGUCCUCGGUUUCCUCAGUACCGGUGACCAGGCUGCUAAAGGAAAUUAUGGGCUACUUGACCAGAUCCAAGCUCUAAGGUGGAUCAGCGAGAACAUCGGCUUCUUCGGAGGAGACUCCAACCGCAUCACUGUGUUCGGUUCUGGGAUCGGUGCAUCCUGCGUCAGCCUGCUCACCCUCUCUCACCACUCUGAAGGUCUCUUCCACAGAGCCAUCAUUCAGAGCGGAUCGGCCCUUUCCAGCUGGGCGGUGAACUACCAGCCGGUCAAGUAUACACGUCUCCUGGCAGAGAAGGUGGGCUGUAACGUCCUGGACACCUUGGACAUGGUGGACUGUCUGAGGAAAAAGAGCUCCAGGGAGCUGGUGGAGCAGGACAUCCAACCAGCAAGGUACCACGUAGCCUUUGGACCCGUAAUCGAUGGCGAUGUCAUCCCAGAUGACCCGGAGAUCCUGAUGGAACAAGGCGAGUUCCUGAACUAUGACAUCAUGCUGGGGGUGAACCAGGGCGAGGGGCUGCGCUUUGUGGAGAACGUGGUGGAUUCAGAGGACGGAGUAUCUGGGAAUGACUUUGACUUCUCCGUGUCGGACUUUGUGGACAGUCUGUACGGGUACCCGGAGGGGAAGGACACGCUGAGGGAGACGAUUAAGUUUAUGUACACGGACUGGGCAGACAGAGACAAUCCAGAGACCAGAAGGAAGACGCUGGUGGCUCUGUUCACAGACCACCAAUGGGUGGAGCCGUCAGUGGUGACGGCAGAUCUCCAUGCUCGCUAUGGUUCUCCUACCUACUUCUACGCCUUCUACCACCACUGUCAGAGCCUGAUGAAGCCGGCCUGGUCAGACGCUGCCCACGGGGACGAGGUGCCGUAUGUUUUUGGAAUUCCUAUGAUUGGUCCCACCGACCUUUUCCCCUGUAACUUCUCCAAGAACGACGUCAUGCUUAGUGCUGUGGUUAUGACCUACUGGACCAACUUCGCCAAGACUGGUGAUCCAAACAAACCUGUUCCCCAGGACACAAAGUUCAUCCACACCAAGGCGAACCGCUUCGAGGAGGUGGCCUGGUCCAAGUACAACCCACAAGACCAGCUGUACCUGCACAUCGGCCUGAAGCCGCGCGUGCGAGACCAUUACCGCGCCACCAAAGUGGCCUUCUGGAAACACCUAGUGCCCCACCUGUACAACCUCCACGAUAUGUUCCACUACACCUCCACCACCACCAAAGUGCCCCCGCCGGAGACCACCCAGAACACCCUGUCCACCAAGAGGCCCAACGGGAAGACCAACUGGCCAUUCAACACCAAGCGGCCGCCCAUGUCACCGGCCUACAACAGCGAGGACAAAGACUCGUGGAGCGACGAUGAGGAGCCGGGGCCGCUGGUGGUGGAGAACCCGAGGGAUUACUCCACAGAGCUCAGCGUCACCAUUGCCGUCGGCGCUUCUCUCCUGUUUCUGAAUGUGCUUGCCUUUGCGGCGCUCUAUUACCGUAAGGAUAAGCGGCGGCAGGACUCCGGGCAUGGGCAGCCGAGCCCUCAACGCCAGACCACCUCAAAUGACAUCGGCCACCACGCCCCAGAGGAGGAAAUCAUGUCGCUGCAGAUGAACCAGACGCACCACGAGUGCGAGGCAGGGAACAGCAACGAGGGCACUCUGCGUUUAGCCUCGCUGCCUGACUACACGCUCACUCUGCGGCGCUCUCCGGACGACAUCCCCCUCAUGACCCCUAACACCAUCACUAUGAUCCCCAACUCUCUAGUAGGCAUGCCCAACCUGCACCCCUACAACACUUUCACAACCGGAUUCAACUCCACCGGUCUGCCGCACUCCCACUCCACCACCCGCGUAUAG
This is a messenger RNA of Cheilinus undulatus (humphead wrasse), 2943 nucleotides long. It is a transcript of the gene nlgn3a, whose product is annotated as neuroligin 3a. Lineage: Eukaryota; Metazoa; Chordata; Actinopteri; Labriformes; Labridae. The transcript is spliced from 6 exons. Gene Ontology annotation, biological process: neuron cell-cell adhesion; modulation of chemical synaptic transmission; postsynaptic membrane assembly. Gene Ontology annotation, cellular component: cell surface; postsynaptic specialization membrane; synapse. The record is from RefSeq and is a predicted model, not a curated record. The coding region runs from base 487 to 2943 and encodes 818 amino acids. Gene Ontology annotation, molecular function: neurexin family protein binding; signaling receptor activity.